Molecule: messenger RNA, 6201 nt
Organism: Nomascus leucogenys (northern white-cheeked gibbon)
Lineage: Eukaryota; Metazoa; Chordata; Mammalia; Primates; Hylobatidae
Gene: PHF20L1
Product: PHD finger protein 20 like 1
Exons: 20
Coding region: 330-3311 (993 amino acids)
Biological process (GO): regulation of transcription by RNA polymerase II
Cellular component (GO): NSL complex; nucleus
Source: RefSeq, a predicted model, not a curated record
GUCGCGGGCGGCUGACGUCGCCGGGGCCCGGCGUCGCGUCAGGGCUGGCCGGCGGCGGAGGCGGCGGCGGCGGCGAUGGCAGCGGACCCCUGAGCGAGCUUGAGGGCUCGGACCCAGCUCCCUCCCGCGAAACCUUGGGCCGAUCCGGCGCUGCGGCCCCAGCUCGCUCCGCUCCUGCUCCCUCCCCGGCCGCUGCCUGGGCGGAGGCAGAGGCAGAGGCCCGGGCUGGCCGCCCUGCUCGUGCCCCAGCUCGGCCCCGGACGGCCCGGCUGCUGUGCAGAGAGGAGGCCGAGUCGUGAAAAGAGAAUACUGAAGAAUAGGAUCUCAAGAUGAGUAAAAAGCCCCCAAAUCGCCCUGGAAUCACUUUUGAGAUUGGUGCUCGUUUGGAGGCACUGGACUACUUACAAAAAUGGUAUCCAUCACGAAUUGAAAAAAUUGACUAUGAGGAGGGCAAGAUGUUGGUCCAUUUUGAGCGCUGGAGUCAUCGUUACGAUGAGUGGAUUUACUGGGAUAGCAAUAGAUUGCGACCCCUUGAGAGACCAGCACUAAGAAAAGAAGGGCUUAAAGAUGAGGAAGAUUUCUUUGAUUUUAAAGCUGGAGAAGAAGUUCUGGCUCGUUGGACAGACUGUCGCUAUUACCCUGCCAAGAUUGAAGCAAUUAACAAAGAAGGAACAUUUACAGUUCAGUUUUAUGAUGGAGUAAUUCGUUGUUUAAAAAGAAUGCACAUUAAAGCCAUGCCUGAGGAUGCUAAGGGGCAGGAUUGGAUAGCUUUAGUCAAAGCAGCUGCUGCAGCUGCAGCCAAGAACAAAACAGGGAGUAAACCUCGAACCAGCGCUAACAGCAAUAAAGAUAAGGAUAAAGAUGAGAGAAAGUGGUUUAAAGUACCUUCAAAGAAGGAAGAAACUUCAACUUGUAUAGCCACACCAGACGUAGAGAAGAAGGAAGAUCUGCCUACAUCUAGUGAAACAUUUGUAGGACUUCAUGUAGAGAACGUUCCAAAGAUGGUCUUUCCACAGCCAGAGAGCACAUUAUCAAACAAGAGGAAAAAUAAUCAAGGCAACUCAUUUCAGGCAAAGAGAGCUCGACUUAACAAGAUUACUGGUUUGUUGGCAUCCAAAGCUGUUGGGGUGGAUGGUGCUGAAAAAAAGGAAGACUACAAUGAAACAGCUCCAAUGCUGGAGCAGGCGAUUUCACCUAAACCUCAAAGUCAGAAAAAAAAUGAAGCUGACAUUAGCAGUUCUGCCAACACUCAGAAACCUGCACUGUUAUCCUCAACUUUGUCUUCAGGGAAGGCUCGCAGCAAGAAAUGCAAACAUGAAUCUGGAGAUUCUUCUGGGUGUAUAAAACCCCCUAAAUCACCACUUUCCCCAGAAUUAAUACAAGUCGAGGAUUUGACGCUUGUAUCUCAGCUUUCUUCUUCAGUGAUAAAUAAAACUAGUCCUCCACAGCCUGUGAAUCCCCCUAGACCUUUCAAGCAUAGUGAGCGGAGAAGAAGAUCUCAGCGUUUAGCCACCUUACCCAUGCCUGAUGAUUCUGUAGAAAAGGUUUCUUCUCCCUCUCCAGCCACUGAUGGGAAAGUAUUCUCCAUCAGUUCUCAAAAUCAGCAAGAAUCUUCAGUACCAGAGGUGCCUGAUGUUGCACAUUUGCCACUUGAGAAGCUGGGACCCUGUCUCCCUCUUGACUUAAGUCGUGGUUCAGAAGUUACAGCACCAGUAGCCUCAGAUUCCUCUUACCAUAAUGAAUGUCCCAGGGCAGAAAAAGAGGAUACACAGAUGCUUCCAAAUCCUUCUUCCAAAGCAAUAGCUGAUGGAAGAGGAGCUCCAGCAGCAGCAGGAAUAUCGAAAACAGAAAAAAAAGUGAAAUUGGAAGAAAAAAGCUCAACAGCAUUUGGUAAGAGAAAAGAAAAAGAUAAGGAAAGAAGAGAGAAGAGAGACAAAGAUCACUACAAACCAAAACAGAAGAAGAAGAAAAAAAAGAAAAAGAAAUCUAAGCAGCAUGACUAUUCAGACUAUGAAGACAGUUCCCUCGAAUUUUUGGAAAGGUGCUCUUCUCCACUAACUCGAUCUUCUGGGAGUUCUCUGGCUCCACGAAGCAUGUUUACGGAGAAAACUACAACCUAUCAGUACCCAAGGGCAAUUCUGUCCGUUGAUCUUAGUGGUGAAAACUUAUCAGAUGUAGACUUCCUAGAUGAUUCUUCAACGGAGAGUUUGCUCCUGAGUGGGGAUGAAUACAAUCAGGACUUUGAUUCAACCAAUUUUGAGGAAUCUCAGGAUGAGGAUGAUGCUCUUAAUGAAAUUGUGCGAUGUAUUUGUGAGAUGGAUGAGGAGAAUGGCUUCAUGAUCCAGUGUGAAGAAUGCUUGUGUUGGCAACACAGCGUGUGCAUGGGGCUGCUGGAGGAGAGCAUUCCAGAGCAGUAUAUCUGCUAUAUCUGCCGGGACCCACCAGGUCAGAGGUGGAGUGCAAAAUAUCGUUAUGAUAAGGAGUGGUUGAAUAAUGGGAGAAUGUGCGGGUUAUCAUUUUUCAAAGAAAAUUAUUCUCAUCUCAAUGCCAAAAAGAUAAUUUCUACACAUCACCUGCUUGCUGAUGUCUAUGGUGUUACAGAAGUGCUACACGGGCUACAGCUGAAGAUUGGAAUACUAAAGAAUAAACAUCAUCCUGACCUUCAUCUCUGGGCUUGUUCUGGGAAGCGAAAAGACCAAGAUCAAAUAAUAGCUGGGGUGGAGAAAAAAAUAGCUCAAGACACAGUUAAUCGAGAAGAAAAGAAAUAUGUACAGAACCAUAAAGAACCACCUCGUUUGCCCCUAAAAAUGGAAGGAACUUAUAUAACAAGUGAGCAUAGCUAUCAAAAGCCACAAAGUUUUGGUCAGGACUGUAAAUCUCUCGCAGACCCUGGGAGCUCAGAUGAUGACGAUGUUAGUAGUUUGGAAGAAGAACAAGAAUUCCACAUGAGAAAUAAAAACCGUUUACAGUACUCAGCAAAAGAACACGGAAUGCCUGAAAAGAAGAAUCCAGCUGAAGGGAAUACAGUAUUUGUUUAUAAUGAUAAAAAGGGCACCGAGGACCCAGGAGACUCACAUCUUCAGUGGCAGCUCAAUCUCCUUACACACAUAGAAAAUGUGCAGAAUGAAGUUACCAGCAGGAUGGACCUAAUAGAAAAAGAAGUCGAUGUUCUGGAAAGCUGGCUUGAUUUCACAGGGGAGUUGGAGCCACCAGAUCCUCUUGCAAGAUUGCCCCAACUUAAACGCCACAUAAAACAGCUCCUAAUUGACAUGGGCAAAGUACAGCAGAUAGCAACUCUUUGCUCUGUAUGACAACAGUGAACACUUAAUGAAAGAAUGUGGCUUUCUUCAGUCAAAGCAUUUUUAUUACCCAAGUGACGGCUAAGUGGAUAAUUUAAAAGCUUAGUAAUGUCUGGUCAUUCACUGAUUUGUGAUGUCAAUAGGAUGGCACCUUGGAAAGAAAAAGGAAGAACAACUUGAUCAAGGAAGCUAGUAUUUAAAAACAAAUUCAUGAGCAAGCUGCAAAUGAGAAGGUGUUAUAUGCCAAGGAACAAUGAAGUAGAAUAUAAUGUAUACUAAGGGAUUUCAAGUUGGCAGAAUUUUUGAGUAGUUGCUUACAUGAAGCUCAAGAUACCUGUAGAAAGAAAUAUGGUAUAUUUGUAUAGUUUUUAAUAGAAAGAUCUAUGUUUAUAAACCAGCACUUGGCCAAAAACAAAAUUGUAAAGGAAAUUUAAAUUCUGGAGAAUUCUACAGGGUUGCUCUAAGAACUGUCUUCUCAGCAGUUGAUCCAGCUGUACGGAAAUUUAGGGUAUUUAAACUUUUAUAGGAUCAUGAGCUGUUUCUUGGGCGAUGAAUGUUCUUAAUCAGAAAACUGACAGUAGAAGUCUCACUUCUGGGAAAAACAGUUGUGGAAUUCUUACUUCAUUAUGAAUGUAUUUAAAAAACAAACACCAAAUAAUUGGAAUAUAUUGCAGGCAUUAAGCUCAUUAAAAACAAACUGGCUUGCAGAAGGGUCCGAUGUGCCAAGUGAUCAUGAUUCUGCUGGAAAGACGAUUUUAAAUAUUGUGAGAGUUCUCCCACCCUAAGUCUUACAUAAUGCCACCAGUCCAUCCAAAACCUAUGUAUCACUUAUACUAUAUAUAUCAUAUAUAUAGUUGAAUGGCAGUAUUCAGGCUCAACGUACAGUUUGAUCCUGAGUAUGCUUGGUGUUUGUUUGCCUUCAGAAAAAAAAAAAAAAAAAGCAUUGUAAAUAACCUCAGCUGGGAUGAGGAGUGACAGAAUAUCAAAAUAAUUUGUGGCUGUGGAUUUUUUUAACUGCUAGUAGUGGAAUACUGGAAAAGCUUCAUUUCUGAAGAUGAAUUUUAUUUUUAAAAAAUACAUGCACUCUCAAAACUUUUAGCUUUGAUCACAAAUGGACAAAUUUCUGAAACCAAAGGCAACUAAGUUGCUGUGUUAGCUCUUGCUGGAUUUUGAGCCUAGGUCCUACUGUCUGCCAGUACUCAUGUGAGUUGUAUGCGCCCCCAGUGCUACAUACGCAGGUAUGCGUAAGUGUGUAUGCUUGUUUUAAACAAACACUCAACGUACAUAUGUACAUAAUCUACACAUAUUUAUAUCACAUAUCUAGUUUUAUUACUAUAGACUAUAUGAAUUGGUGGUUAACAUGAAAUGUUACCUUUUAACAGACUGUUUUUAAAAAUUAAAAAUGUAUGUAUAGGUUUUGAAAUUUUUUUAAAAGGGGAAAAAGACUGUUAAGAGGAGGCUAUUUGAUGACAUAACACUUGAAUAUUUUAUGCCUCAUUCUGUUUAUCAGUUCUCGCAAUCUGUAUAAAUGCAUUUUAGAACUGAUAGACAGUAAACUUGAAUUUAUCUUUGAUAAGAAUACAUGCCACUGUACAUUCAGAUAUUAUUUAAAUUUGCAAACACAUUGUUCUAUAUGUAAGGGUACUGUAUGUAAAACUCUUUAUUAAAACUAUUCCACAUAUCCUAAAAUUUCAGCUUGCCUUUUUGCGGCCUUAUAUUUUGAUGUAAAGAUUAAAAGAAUGUGCAAAACAGUCAGAAAUUUUUAUUGCCUUUUGAGAUUCUCCAACUUGACAAAUGUGCCAAAGAUCAACAGACAGAAAAUAUAGUCCUGUGUAUUUACUUGUCAUAGUUUAACUUUGUGAAAGAUCUUACUGAUAAAUGAAAAGCUUUAGCAGAGGUGGUAUUGUGAGGUAAUUGCUUAAAUUUGCAUAUCAAAGCAAAAAAGUAGUGCCUGUAUUCCAUGUGUGGAGUAAAUUUGCUAAUGUCUAUAUUUUAUGAUCGAUACUAUUAUUUUUCCUUUGCGUUUUAAAAUAAUGGCUCUAAUAUUUUCCCUGUCAUGGCUACAUUCUAGACAUUGAAUUUAUAUCUUCUUUUUUUCAGAUACGGAGCAAAUAGCAUCCUUAACCUAUGAGUAAUGAUGUUGCCUAGAUUCUUGUCACACACACAGAAGACCCUUUGUACCUAGUAACAUUCAUCCUCUCGAUUCCUGGUGAACACGGUUAAAUUCAUGCACGUUUGUUCUUGUAGUUUCUAAAAAUUAGAUCAAUUUAUUUGUUAGCCAACAAAUUGAAAAUUCCAUUAUUAGAGUACUGAAAUUUUUGCUCUGCUUAUAUGUCUACAAACUGGAAAUCUGAAUUUUUAAAUUUAGAUCUUUAAAUCAAAUUAUUUUUAUGCAUAUUUUCAUUUAAUAUAGAGUAUAUCAAUCGAUUGAAGCCUUUCACAACUAGUGCGCUGAGCCUUUUCUUUAAGAGAGUGAAUUAGUUUCUGAGAAGUCAAUCCAUUGUGAAAAGUUUCAGAUGAGAUUAUUUUCUUUUAGUCUUUUUAAAUAUCACUAUAUGUAUUUAAAUAGAAGGAAUAAACUAGAGAGAGUGUUUCUUGAAAAGACAAUGUUUUAUUUGCCACCAGGCGGAACAGAUGAGCAUUGGUAGAGAAGGCUCCCUCUUGGUAUGUUGCUGAUAAACUUGUACUUCCUCAUACUUGUUUGUGGUUCUACUGACUUAUUUCCAAACUUAAGGGUAAUGUACUUCGAAAACAACUUGGUUAUUCUUUAAAUUUCAGGUAAAACCCCUUUUCCUAACACUUAUCUUAUUUCCACUGUCUUAUUUCCUCUCAGAUGUUCAUAUUUCACAUGGUCAAAGUGAAGCGUACUAUUUCCCCUCCAAUAAACGAAGUCUCCUGCCAA